AUGGGUGGUGAAAUAUGCAAGUUUGAGAAGGAAUUGAAGUCCAUGAUGCAGCAGAAGACGAAUGCUGCAGAGCCAUCAGCUGCUGGUGGUGGUGGUGGUGGCAAUGGGGCCAAAACCAGGUGGAGCAAUAUUGCUGCUGCUGGGGGUGUGAGCCAGGAAAAUAGGAUGACCCUUGAUGAUGAGAGAAGAAGAAGAAGAAGAAGAGACAAGGCUGAAAAUUUGAUUCAGCUAAUCUGCUGGGGACCCAAUUGA
Prunus armeniaca (apricot) is the source of this 252-nucleotide messenger RNA. NCBI's taxonomy places the organism in Eukaryota, Viridiplantae, Streptophyta, Magnoliopsida, Rosales, Rosaceae. The record is from the annotation of a GenBank genome assembly.